AUGACGAGGGAAACCCUGGACCACGUUGAAGUGAUCGCGGAGGAAGUUUUAAAGAGGCGAGACCUACUCUGGGACACCGCCGGCACUAGACAGCCAAAUCAAAACCAUAAACGCACGGAAGCUUGGAAAGAGAUCCGUCGGAUUGUGUUUAAUCCAGUACCACAGAAGUCUCCUUGCAGUUAUCGCAACGCCACAGGGGGAGGCGUCAAUAAAGCGCUGGAGGAGGCCCUAGCAAAGGGCCUCGGUUCGAUGUCGGAGGCGGAUGAAAAAAUCGCCAGAGCCCUCGGCCCGGAGGCUGCCCCACCCUCCGAAUGCUCCGACCCCGGAGCAUCACAGGUACUUCAACAAUUGUCCACGUUUGAGAGCGAUAGUGACACUGAUUGUGAGGAGAUACCAAGAAAGCGGGGCCGUAAGACUGGAGUUCGCGAGGCGUUUCUAGAGGAACAGACUAGAUACAUCAGGGCAAAGAGGCUGUACCUCGAAAAAAAGUACGCGCUACUCACUAAAGUGGACACCCUCCUUGAAAAGAUCCAGAUCAAUGUCUAUAUACAACCCAACAAUGGAGCUGUACACAACACCGGACAAAGGACGACCAAAACCGAUACUAAUAUAGAAAAGUCUCUUCUUUCAUCACAGGUCUGA
Messenger RNA from Cylicocyclus nassatus, 642 nucleotides. NCBI's taxonomy places the organism in Eukaryota, Metazoa, Nematoda, Chromadorea, Rhabditida, Strongylidae. The record is from the annotation of a GenBank genome assembly.